Messenger RNA from Taeniopygia guttata (zebra finch), 1900 nucleotides. It is a transcript of the gene PAX1, whose product is annotated as paired box 1. Lineage: Eukaryota; Metazoa; Chordata; Aves; Passeriformes; Estrildidae. Gene Ontology annotation, biological process: regulation of transcription by RNA polymerase II; anatomical structure development. The record is from RefSeq and is a predicted model, not a curated record. Gene Ontology annotation, molecular function: DNA-binding transcription factor activity, RNA polymerase II-specific; RNA polymerase II cis-regulatory region sequence-specific DNA binding.
AUGGUUUUCUUCCCUUCCUUUUCCUUUCUUCCCUUUUUUGCUCCUUUCCCCCCCUCCCUCUUUCGUUCCCCCUUUCCCUUUCUCUCCUCUUUUCCCUCUCCCCUUGCCGCUGCAGCGCCAUCCCCAUGCCGCGCCUGCUCGCCGCGGGGGCAGCCCGCGGGCAUCACCGCUCCCGUGCCGUCCCGCCCCGCAGAGCACACGUACGGCGAGGUGAACCAGCUGGGCGGCGUGUUCGUGAACGGGCGCCCGCUGCCCAACGCCAUCCGCCUGCGAAUCGUGGAGCUGGCGCAGCUCGGCAUCCGGCCCUGCGACAUCAGCCGCCAGCUCCGCGUGUCGCACGGCUGCGUCAGCAAGAUCCUGGCCCGCUACCACGAGACGGGCUCCAUCCUGCCCGGGGCCAUCGGCGGCAGCAAGCCUCGGGUCACCACGCCGGCCGUGGUCAAGCACAUCCGCGACUACAAGCAGGGCGACCCCGGCAUCUUCGCCUGGGAGAUCCGCGACCGCCUGCUGGCCGACGGCGUGUGCGACAAAUACAACGUGCCCUCGGUCAGCUCCAUCAGCCGCAUCCUGCGCAACAAGAUCGGCCCGCUGGCCCCCGCCGGGCCGCCCCCGGCCGCGCUGCCCUGCGCCCACAUCUACCAGUACCCGUACCCGGGCCCCGCGGCGCCGCCGCCCGCCAAGGCCGGGCCACACCCCGGGGGACACCUCGGGGCCCCCCCCGUGGCGCUGGCCCGCUCGUGGCCCUCGGCGCACUCGGUCACCAACAUCCUGGGCAUCCGCACCUUCGUGGAGCAGGCGGGGGCUCUGGCUGGCACCGAGGGGGCCGCGUACCCUCCCAAAAUGGAAGAGUGGCCCAGCGGGAACAGAAGCGGCUUUCCCGGGCCGGGCCAGGCGGUCAACGGGCUGGACAAGGCUGCCAUGGACGGCGACAUCAAAUACCCCCAGCCCGGCGCGGGGCUCUCCUCCAUGGGCACCUUCCUGCCGGCCUGCGCUUACCCCCCCUCCAGCCAGCCCGGCGUCUACGGCGGCUCCCCCGGCGCCUACAUCGCCCCGGGCCCCCCCUGGCAGCCGCAGGGGACCCCCCUGGGCCACCACGGCCACGGCGUGACCCUCGCCGGCGGUGACUUGAGCAUGGCCUUCAAGCAGCCCAGCGGUGAAGGGGUGGACAGAAAACCCCCCAGCCCCGUGCGGAAAGCUCCGGAGCCCCUGAGCGCCAUCCAUGGAAUCUCCAUCCCGACCUCCUCGUCCUAGAGCCGCCGAGCAGCUGCCCAGGGACUCUUGGAAUCUUGGAAUCAGCUCCUGCAGCCCGGGGCUGAAGCCCGGAGUGGGGACAAGGGGACAGCCUGGGCGGUGACAGGUGACUUUCUGCCUCGUCAAAUCCCCGGCAGGACAUUCCCGGAGGGACACUUAGACUCCAUUGGAUUGGAAAGGGAUGAUGGAAGAGACUCAGUUUUCCUUCUUUAUUAUUUUAUUUUAUUUUAUUUUAUUUUAUUUUAUUUUAUUUUAUUUUAUUUUAUUUUAUUUUAUUUUAUUUUAUUUUAUUUUAUUUUAUUUUAUUUUAUUUUAUUUUAUUUUAUUUUAUUUUAUUUUAUUUUAUUUUAUUUUAUUUUAUUUUAUAUUUUCUCCCCCUUGCUUUCAGUUUUUCUUUCUCCUUCCCCAUAUUCCCGAGAACUGUUGGAUGCCGCGAUUUCUUCCGUCCCCAGGCACUGCCGGCAGCAUUCCCGGCUCUGUCCCAGCCCAAGGGAGUAAUUCCCGGCUCUCCCAAGGAGCAUCCGUGCUGGAGCCCUUCCUUCAGCCCCUUUUCAGUGCCUCUGCCCCAGGAUGGAAAUGGACCAAAAGUGCCAAGACGUUUUAUAGGAUAUUUCUAUAAUAAGGAGUCUUAAUAAAAAGUGACAACCGU